GAGGUCUCGCGCACGCGCGCUCUCGCUCCUUCCCUUUCCUUCCCUCUCUCUCUCUCUCUCUCUCUCGGCGCCGGCCGCGGCGGGUGGGGGAAGCCGCCGGAGGAGGAGGAGGAGGAGGAGCGCGGAAGGGCGAGCGGAGUUGGGCCGCGCCAGGCCGCGCGGCUGGGGCCGGUCACGGUGGCGGAGCCGGAGGAGGCCGGGCCCCGCCCCGCCCCCAUCCCCCCAGCGGCGGCGGAGGCGGCACAAGCGCGGAGCGGCGCUUCCCCCUCGCCUUCCUCCUUGGCGGCGGCCGCCUCCUCCCCAGCGGGGCCCAUGGAAGGCCUGCCCGUGGAAGUACGGGGCUCCAACGGGGCCUUUUACAAGGGUUUUGUUAAAGAUGUUCAUGAAGAUUCAAUCACGAUAUCCUUCGAGAACAACUGGCAGCCUGAAAGGCAGAUCCCCUUUGGCGACGUUCGGCUGCCCCCACCCGCAGACUACAGCAAAGAGAUUUCGGAAGGGGAUGAGGUGGAGGUUUAUUCCCGAGCCAAUGAGCAUGAACCGUGUGGCUGGUGGCUGGCCAGGGUCCGAAUGAUGAAAGGAGACUUCUAUGUCAUAGAAUAUGCUGCUUGCGAUGCCAUCUACAAUGAAAUCGUCACAUUGGAGCGGCUGCGACCUGUCAACCCCAGCAAAGUGGCCACCAAAUGCAGCUUUUUCAAAUUCACCAUUGCGGUACCAGAGGAUCUCAAGGAGGCCUGCUCAAAUGAAAAUGUACACAAAGAAUUCAAGAAAGCUGUGGGUGCAAACAGCAUCUUCCUCAGUCCCACUAGCAGUGAACUUGUCAUUCUUUCCACAAAUGAAUCCACCGUGAAGAGGGCAUCUCUGCUGGGCGACAUGCAUUUGCGCAGCAUUCGAACCAAGCUGAUGCUGAUGUCCCGGAACGAGGAGGCCAACAAGCACUUGGAGACGAGUAAGCAGCUGGCUUCAGCUUUCCAAGAGGAGUUCACAGUGCGUGAGGACCUGAUGGGCUUGGCCAUUGGAACCCACGGAGCCAACAUCCAGCAGGCCCGGAAGGUGCUGGGAGUCACCGCCAUCGAGCUGGAUGAGGAGACCUGCACCUUUCGCAUCUAUGGGGAGACCCCAGAAGCCUGCAAGCAGGCCAGGAGCUUCCUAGAAUUCUCCGAAGACUCCGUUCAAGUCCCUCGGAACCUGGUUGGGAAAGUGAUAGGCAAAAACGGGAAAGUCAUCCAGGAGAUUGUGGACAAAUCUGGCGUGGUCCGAGUGCGGGUGGAAGGAGAUAAUGACAAGAAGAACCCCAGGGAGGAGGGGAUGGUGCCCUUCAUCUUUGUCGGGACACGGGAAAAUCUCAGCAAUGCACAAGCGCUGCUGGAGUACCAUCUGUCCUACCUUCAGGAGGUGGAACAGCUGCGCCUGGAGCGGCUGCAGAUAGAUGAGCAGCUGCGUCAGAUCGGCCUGGGCUUCCGCCCGCUCUCCAGCCGGCCUGACAAGGAGCGGGGUGGCUACAGCACUGACGAGAGCACCUCUUCCUCCCUGCACGGCACACGGACCUAUGGGGGCAGCUAUGGCGGCCGUGGCCGUGGGCGCAGGGGCCCCAACGCGGGCUAUGCUACCAACUCGGAUGUGUCCAAUGCCUCUGAAACAGAGUCGGAAAAAAGAGAGGAGUAUGACGGUCCCCAGCCCAGUGACCGCGACCCUCACCCAGAGGACACCCGCAGGCGGCCGGGGGUAGGGCGAGGGAGGGGCCCAGCAGCAGCACCUCGUGGCAGCAGCAGCACCAGCAGCAGCACCAAGUACAGCAACUCCUCCAUCAGUUCAGUAUUAAAAGACCCCGACAGCAAUCCAUACAGCCUGCUGGACAACACCGAAACAGACCAGACGGCAGACACAGAUGCCAGUGAAUCGCAGCCAGUCAGCAACCGCCGCCGCCGGUCCCGCCGACGUCGCACCGAUGAGGAUGCCACAAUGAUGGAUGGGGCCCUGGAGUCAGACAGCAUGUCUGUCAGCGAGAACGGUGUGGAGGAGGAGUCUAAACCUCAGAGACGGAAUCGAAGCAGGCGCCGGCGUAACCGUGGCAACCGUGUGGACGGCUCGAUCAGUCGGGACCGCCAACCAGUCACUGUAGCAGAUUACAUUUCCCGGGCAGAGUCUCAGAGCCGUCAGCGCCCCCCAUGCAAAGAAAGCCAGGAGGAGAAGUCAGCUGAGGACAAUGCACCUAAGCAGAAGGUUGAGGCCACCAGCAAGGUUACCAACGGCCCAACAGAGAACGGGGAGCAUGCUGCCGCCAGCAAAGAGGAGGUGGCUGCCAUGGUGAACGGGGUGUCCUAAGCACCCCUCGAGUCGCGGCCGGCUGAACCCUCCUCUUAAAGAAAUGAAACAAUCCCUACUUUUCACCUGCUUGCAACAUCUUAAGAGAAACGAAAUAAAUGCCACACCAAUCUCUUGUUUAAGAACAAAA
Rhineura floridana is the source of this 2452-nucleotide messenger RNA. RefSeq names its product FMR1 autosomal homolog 2 (gene FXR2). Gene Ontology annotation, molecular function: mRNA 3'-UTR binding; protein homodimerization activity; translation regulator activity. The coding region runs from base 313 to 2322 and encodes 669 amino acids. NCBI's taxonomy places the organism in Eukaryota, Metazoa, Chordata, Lepidosauria, Squamata, Rhineuridae. Gene Ontology annotation, cellular component: nucleus; growth cone; neuronal cell body. Gene Ontology annotation, biological process: anterograde axonal transport; regulation of translation at postsynapse, modulating synaptic transmission; regulation of alternative mRNA splicing, via spliceosome. The transcript has 17 exons. The record is from RefSeq and is a predicted model, not a curated record.